GCUUGUGAAGAUGGAGAUCGAGGCGAAGCAGCGGAGCCAGAAGAAUCGGCGACGGGAGCGGGCGCAGCGCAUGCUGGCGCAGAGGGAGAGCCUGGCCACCGCGAAGCAGCAACAGUCGCAGCAGUCGCGACAACGGCCUCCGAACGAUGAAGAGGACAGCCACAGCGGCGAGGACGAGGACCCUGCCGGCGGUGGUGUCGGUGGCGGUGCCAAGACCGGUCACCCGCGGGACAGCCACUCGCGACCGCCCAGGCCACCGCGACCCCCGAGACCGCGCAAGAAGUCUUCCCUCGCGGCCGCCAACCAGAAGGAGCCACCUUUCGAGGAGGACAUUAUCGACGGAUUCGCCAUCCUCGCCUUCCGCUCCUACGAGGAACUCGAGAGUGCAAUAACGUUAGCUGGUAAAAAUAAUGUCAAGAAAAUACAUUCAUUGCUAUCAAUAGUGGAUGAAAAACCAAAGCUGGAUACCGGACAGAAUAACAGGCACAACGAGCACCACAUCAAAAACAAUUUCAAGCACAACCAUUAUACACAUAAUUCCAUACUGACACCCUCGACACUAAACCAGGGCCUAGAUGCAGGUACAAGCGACGAUAGUGGCAGAGCGUCUGAACAGUUGCACGGCCCUGGUAUACCUAGGGAUUGCCAGGACGCAGACAGUUCUAGGGACCAUCUCAGCGAUGCUAGCAGUCAUUGCAGUUCGGGUAAAGGUUAUAUCUGUGAUAGUGAAGGAGAAGACGAUAAGGGCUCGGAUGCCGAAUCUAUACUCUUUGAAUCUUCUACUUCACCACCUCUCACACGUAAAUACGAAUUGCCAUCUUCUUCGCCACACAUUUUACCACCCACAAACGGGGCAGGUGGAUCUCCACCGGACACGGGUGGUCAAACUUCUAAUCCAGCAACGAAUGCUCCGGCACCUAUACCACCUCCUGUGCCUGCGUCUGCACCAGUUCCAACAGCGCCGAGUCCUCCUAGCCCCACGUUGCCUCCACACAUAUCCCAGCCUUCUAUGACUAGUCCUUUGGCAGCGAACCCACGUGCAAUAGCUCCGCAACAGCGGCCAGCUUCCCCCGCUCUGCCUCCACCCUCCCUAUCUCAGCAACCGCACACUACGAUACCUGCAUUACAUCCACCUAUUGGGUCCCUCGUCUCGAGUCACACAACUAGUCCAGCGGUAGCCAGUUUAGGUGUUACGCCAGCAGCACCAUCGAACGGAGCGGCCACUACAAGUUAUCCACCUCCUAUUCCUAUAGCCGCGUAUCCACAGACACAACCAUCGUAUCCACCGCUCUACACCCCGUAUACCGCUCUAAAUCACAGCCCGUAUCUUCCGCCUGCGGUACCAUCCCCUUCUCAUUCUGCUUCAUCGCGCGCUGACGUGAGAGGGAGUAGAGCUUCUCCCUGUACCAACAUAAGUAAACAGACUAUAGGAAAUAACCUCGUGAGUCACAAUAAUACUCCACUGAGUGCUGCCACCACAACAUGCGUAUCCACUAUAACUAAUACAGUUACCACGGCAAAUACUAUCGCUCAUAGAGACAUGGUGGCCUGCAGUCUAUCCGGACGAAAUAAUAACUCUCCACGUGGACAUAGCCCCAGUCGAGAAAGGGAUAGUUACAGCAGUAACGUGAGUAGUCUAAGUCGGGGCAGCAUAACGCCUGUUAGUGUGCCAAACACCUCCUCGCCAGCCAAUUCUAGUCUACCUACAUAUACCAAGCCACAAAGUUGGAUUAGCAGCAACACAGCUCCCCAGUUGUCUCCAGCAACAGCUACAUCUGUUCCGAGGCCAACUCCACCACCGGUACCACUCGGCAUACCACAUACAUUUCCACCACCGAUGUUCGCAACGCCUUUACCGCCGCCAGUGUCUAGCUCAAGCCCCCAUACUUCACUGCCCUCGCUUCCCCCACCGACGACCAAUCCCAAUCCGUUUUCUGCAGAGUCUCUGUUCCAAACAAAAGGGGUGACACAUGUUGCAGGUCAGGCUGAUCUUCUGAGGAGAGAACUUGAUAAUAGGUUCUUAGCGUCUCAAGACAGAAAUGUUGGUGUUGGAGUGGGGAAUUUGGGUCCAGCGUAUCUUCGAACGGAAAUGCAUCAUCAUCAACAUCAACACACGCAUGUACAUCAGCACACAACACCGUUGCUGCCAACAGCUACAACAUCUACACUUUUUCCACCUCCAAUUUUUAAGGAUAUCCCAAAAUUGGGAGGAGUUGAAUCGCCAUUUUUUCGUGGAAACUUAAACCUUUCUGGUUAUUCCGGUUUUAACACUGGCCUUCUUCAUCCCGGAAUUGGACCGCCUUCGACACCUUUUGUGCCCCCUAAUCACUUGACUCCGUUUGCGCCAAAGAAAAGUGGAAAGUGGAAUGCGAUGCACGUGCGUAUUGCGUGGGAGAUAUAUAAUCAUCAACAAAAACAACAGGCUGAAGCUAAAGCGGGAAGUGUCGUUAGUACCAAAACUGAGUUAUUAAGACCACCGAGCCAUCUUUAUCCCGGGGGACCAGCCAGUGGUCUUGGACUCGGUGCACCAUCAAUGGCACCUCCGUUUUCCACUAAUAUACCAUCUGCCCAUCCUGCACCACCUCCACCACAUCCUGUCGGUUUUCUUUCUACAACGGCCUCACAUUUAGGUAAUAGAGGAGCAGGAUUAUCUCCCUUUGGAAGAUAUCCUUCAACAUUCGGCGCGCCGAAUCCUAACUUUCCAAACCUUUCAACUUUUCCACCAAGAGAAAUGCCUCCUCUAGGUGGACUUGGUUCAGUACACGAUCCAUGGCGAGGAUUGCAACGCGCUACUACUGGAUUUCCACAGACUACUGUUUCGUGGGGAUUAAAACCAGAACCUCCUGCGAUAGACAGACGCGCCGAGCUGGAAGAACGGGAGCGCGAACGUGAACGAGAAAGAGAACGCGAACGAGAACGUGAACGUGCCGAACGGGAACGCGAACGUAUCAGACGCGAAAGAGAACGAGAAAGGGAGAGAGAGGAACAACGUGAGAGAGAAAGGCGGGAACGCGAAAAAGAGGAAAAGAGGAAACAGCAGGAAGCAGCCGAACGGGAGCGAGAAAGGCGAGAUAAGGAGCGCCGCGAGAUGGAAAGACGUGAGAUGGAGCGUGAGAGAUUGCUUCAUCAGAAUCGACAACAUGUGGUUGCAUCUCGAGAUCGUUCGCCGCUCAGAAAUGGUUCGGCGCCUUUGGAUACUGGGGAAGUGCGCGUAAAGGAAGAACCACGCAGUAAAGACGACGAAGUUGUAAUGCUUCCACGACCACCAGUACCCGGUCCCGGAACGACGGGACCCGCGCCAGGACCUGGACCAAAUCCACUGCCCGAUCCGAGAUACCACCCGCAUGCCUAUCUUACGAGGCAUCCACAUGGUAUGCCAGCUUCGCAUUCUAUGCCACGUAGCAUGCUUCCCAGUUUAAGCGCACAUCCGAUGCAGCAUUUUCCACCGCCAACUGCGCCUGCCGGUCAACCGGGAGCCCCUUGGCCGGGCGAUCCUUUCCGAGAAUAUCGGUUCGAUACGCUGCAACAGUUACGAUAUAAUCCGUUAGUGGCAGCGUUCAGAGCUGAAGAAGAGGAACGAGCAAAACUGUAUGCUGGCUAUCCUCCACCGCCGGUGAAUACACUCAGGAGUAAGGACCCUAGUCCAGGUCCGCUCAGCAACUUGCAUAUGCAUCAUAGAGCAGGACCUGGUCCAGGAGUACCGACACGUCCGCUCGAAAAUACCCUUAUGCACGCGGAUAUUCACAAGAAAGAAGAUGGAUCGCAAUCCCGAUGAUACUUUAUUUCGGCGUCCUCGAUUUCUGCGAGCGAACGCACUGAUGGUCCGACCUUUUGAGCACCCCAUCCAGUUAACAUUCACGGAGUUUGGUGCUGAUAUUUUGCUAACAGAAAAAAG
Atta colombica is the source of this 3895-nucleotide messenger RNA. RefSeq names its product atrophin-1-like (gene tay). The transcript has 17 exons. The record is from RefSeq and is a predicted model, not a curated record. NCBI's taxonomy places the organism in Eukaryota, Metazoa, Arthropoda, Insecta, Hymenoptera, Formicidae. The coding region runs from base 11 to 3775 and encodes 1254 amino acids.